Castor canadensis (American beaver) is the source of this 2577-nucleotide messenger RNA. RefSeq names its product serine and arginine rich splicing factor 4 (gene Srsf4). The record is from RefSeq and is a predicted model, not a curated record. Gene Ontology annotation, molecular function: mRNA binding. Gene Ontology annotation, cellular component: cytoplasm; nucleus. NCBI's taxonomy places the organism in Eukaryota, Metazoa, Chordata, Mammalia, Rodentia, Castoridae.
AGACGCUCAAGAACAUCGCGAGACCCGAGCCCAAGGUCACGGAUACACACGAACGUUUGGAAGACAGGUUUAAUUCCACGCUGCUCUGAAGCGGAAACAACUCUGGGAUCAAGGGACAAAAGCAGGAAGGCUCGCUCCGCGCGCAGACGCGCGAACACUUCCGGGGGGCGUGGCUAAACCGCGGAAGGCGGUGCCGACGCCACGCCGAGCUCGCGAGAAGACGUGUCGGGGACAGCCGGCUAGCACCGCCCGUCGAUUGCCUGGCCCCGCCCCGCGCCGGCGCGCCCCCGGGAAAAACCCGCCCCCAAUCCUGGUCGGGCGGGAAGCUAACGCGCGCUCCCUCCCGUUACCCUCCGCCUGGGGGGAGGGUGGGGGAAGCGGAGACGCGCGCUCUCGAGCUGCGUGCUCGCGUACGUCGCCGGGGUUCGGCUGCGUCGGUCCCGCCGCCCGCCCGUUGCCGCCGCCGCCGCGUUCUCGUUUCGCCGGCCGCCGCCUAAGGGGGGCUGGGGCCAGCCGCCACUGCCGUUGCCGGGAUGCCGCGGGUGUACAUCGGCCGCCUGAGCUACCAGGCCCGGGAGCGCGACGUGGAGCGCUUCUUUAAGGGCUACGGGAAGAUCCUGGAGGUGGAUCUGAAGAACGGGUAUGGUUUUGUGGAGUUUGAUGAUCUGCGUGAUGCAGAUGAUGCUGUGUAUGAACUGAAUGGCAAAGACCUUUGUGGGGAGAGAGUGAUUGUUGAGCACGCCCGCGGCCCGCGUCGAGAUGGCAGCUACGGUUCUGGACGCAGUGGAUAUGGUUAUAGAAGAAGUGGCCGAGAUAAAUACGGUCCUCCUACCCGCACAGAGUACAGACUUAUUGUGGAGAAUUUGUCAAGUCGGUGCAGCUGGCAAGACCUAAAGGAUUAUAUGCGUCAGGCAGGAGAAGUAACCUAUGCAGAUGCUCACAAGGGGCGUAAAAAUGAAGGUGUGAUUGAAUUUGUAUCUUAUUCUGAUAUGAAAAGAGCUUUAGAAAAGUUGGAUGGAACUGAAGUUAAUGGCAGAAAAAUCAGAUUAGUUGAAGACAAGCCAGGUUCUAGAAGACGCCGGUCCUACUCCAGAAGCCGGAGCCAUUCAAGGUCUCGCUCUCGAAGCAGACAUUCCCGGAAGAGCAGAAGCCGAAGUGGCAGCAGCAAAAGCAGUCAUUCUAAGAGCCGUUCCCGAUCCAGGUCUGGCUCCCACUCCCGGAGCAAGAGCCGCAGCCGUAGCCCAAGCCGCAGCCGCAGCAAAAAGGAGAAAAGCAGGAGCCCUAGCAAAGACAAGAGCCGCAGCCGGAGCCACAGCAAAGGCAAGAGCCGCAGCAAGAGCAAAGACCACGCCGAAGACAAGGUCCAGAACAACACUGGCAAACCCAAGAGCCGGAGCCCCAGCCGGCAUAAAAGUAAGAGUAAAAGUAGGAGCAGGAGCCAGGAGAGGAGAGUGGAGGAGGAGAAGCGAGGGAGCGUGAGCAGGAGCCGGAGCCAGGAGAAGAGCCUCCUCAAGAGCCGGAGCCGAAGCCGGAGCAAAGGCGGCAGUCGCAGCCGCAGUCGCAGCAAAAGCAAAGACAAGAGGAAGGGCAGAAAGAGGAGCAGGGAGGAGAGCCGCUCCCGCAGCCGCUCCCGCAGCAAGAGUGAGCGGAGCAGAAGGCGCAGCAGCAAGCAAGACAGCAAGGUGGGCAGCAGCAAGAGGAAGAAGAAGGAAGACACUGAGCACUCACAGUCCAGGUCUCCGUCCCGCUCAGUGUCAAAGGAGCGAGAACACGCCAAGGCUGAGUCUGGUCAGAGGGAAGGCCGAGGAGAGAGUGAGGAGGCUGGCCCUAAUCCGGAGACUCGGUCCCGGUCAAGAUCCAAUUCCAAAUCGAAACCAAACCUCCCGUCAGAAUCACGAUCCAGAUCAAAGUCAGCUUCAAAAACCCGGUCUCGGUCCAAGUCUCGAUCCAGGUCUGCUUCUAGAUCUCCUUCCCGGUCUAGAUCUAGGUCCCACUCAAGGUCCUAACUGGCUACAACCACAGCUGGAACUACCCGAGAAGUCUUUUGUACAUGUUUGGUAGCCGUAGCACAAGUGAUUGAAGUAGAACAAAUGUCACUGCUGUACAUUUUUAACUCCCUUAAUGGUGUGUCUACAAUUGUUAAAUCUAAGUGCUUCCUCUCAGUAAAGCCUCCUGGCGCCAGGCCUUCCUGCUCGACUGAAGAAAAAAAAAAAAAAAGUCUUCGAAACCCCCCUUUACUCACGGCCCACAGUAGACUAUCCACAAUGCCUCGGCUUUCAGGCCUGACCUUUCCUACAGGGAGCUCGGUACCUGGACGGCUUUAAGGCUGGAAUGAUGGCGUAGGUAGGUAUGGUGAGUUCAACCAUUUUUGCCCUUGAAUUGACGCCCUUUGAUGUAUGCCAUUUAGUGAAAGUGCUAAGUCUUCAGUUUCCGACCACUUUGGUUUCAUAUUUUUGGACUUAACACAGUUGUGAAUAGCACAGUCAAGGAGAAUUGAUACCUGCAGUAACCCAUAGGAGAUAAACUGUAGAGUUCCAUAUUCUGGUAUUGUGAUUAUAUUGUUUUAUAUUAAAAAAA